AUGGCGGUAUCUAAAGAAGAGUUUAACGCUUUUCACAAGAUCGACAGAACUUUGUUCUUCCGUCUUGUCUUUGUUCUUAACCGCGACAUGAACCAGUCGUAUGAAGUGUUUGCUUUUCUCUACUUGCUGGAGCAAAUGAAUUACGCUCGCAACGUGGUCUCGUACGUUGUCUCGUUGCCAGACGCAUUCAUCGAUGCGGUUGCGAAUGAGAUCGUCGCGUGCUUGAGUUUCCUGUACAACAAGGAUUACGCAACGUUAUUCGUUGCCAACAACACCGAUGAUCAUUCGGUUAUUCCUUUGGUCAUGCGUAUCACUGGAGGCAGGCUUACGAUCAAGUUCAUCAACCAAAGCCGUGACGCUUUGCUUCUUGGAGUGAGGAAGAAUCUGAGCGACAUCUGCACCAGAGCUUUUGAUGACAUGUGCGUGAGAGCGGAGAGGUACUACCAGGAGAUUCUGUUGGCUAUAGAGAGAGAGAAAGUCCUUGAAGAUUUGAAGAAUAUCAGGUUGAGUUCUCAACAAGCAACCAUCAACAGGCAGAGUGUUCAACAAGAAAGGGUUCUCACUCCUACUCUUCCUCCAUCUGUUGAAGAUGAAGCAAACAAGAUCGACACAGAGACAGAUCAGGAGGUGAAGACGGAUGAUGGAGAGGUGGUGGUGGCGGCGGAUGACCGGACGGUGUUUCUGACGUUUUCGAAAGGGUAUCCGAUCUCGGAAGAGGAAGUUAGGGUUUACUUCACGAGGAAGUUCGGGGAAGUGAUCGAUGCGGUGGAGAUGCAAGAAGUAGAAGAUAAUGAGCAACCUUUGUUUGCGAGGAUGGUCAUGAAGACUGAACACAUGUCGAUGAUUGAAGAGAUCGUUACUGUGAGGAACAGGAACAAGUUCACUAUCGAUGGCAAACAUGUCUGGGCUCGCAAGUACGUUCGCAAGAACGCUAAUCCAUCUGCUGCGUCCACCUCCUCUUCCCAGAUUUGA
This is a messenger RNA of Microthlaspi erraticum, 972 nucleotides long. NCBI's taxonomy places the organism in Eukaryota, Viridiplantae, Streptophyta, Magnoliopsida, Brassicales, Brassicaceae. The record is from the annotation of a GenBank genome assembly.